Mesocricetus auratus (golden hamster) is the source of this 2917-nucleotide messenger RNA. RefSeq names its product PILR alpha associated neural protein (gene Pianp). NCBI's taxonomy places the organism in Eukaryota, Metazoa, Chordata, Mammalia, Rodentia, Cricetidae. Gene Ontology annotation, biological process: regulation of immune response. Gene Ontology annotation, cellular component: membrane. The record is from RefSeq and is a predicted model, not a curated record.
GUCCUGGAGUCAGCGGGCUACUUGUGUCUCUGAGCCCUUAUCCACUCCACUGGUUCCUACCGUUUCUUUCCUCCCUUUAGCCUCUCACCGAGCCCCCAGGCCUAUCUCGUUCCUUUUCCUUCGCUUUCACCUGACUCCAGCUCUGUCUCCGUAUGCCUUUAAAUUUCAAGAAACAAUCCCUAACUCCUCCAUCUUUGCUGUUCCGUCCCCCCCCCAUUCCCAUCCCUUCCUUUUCUGAUGUUGUCUUCAACACCAUGUUCCUUUCUAUCUCCAUGACUUUCUCCUCUCUCUGAUCUCCAUCCCUUCCUUUCCCGUCCACUCUCUCCGCUUCUGUCCUGACCAGACCCCUCGGUCCUCUCCCCGGCCUGUUCUCCCACUCUCGCCCUCCUGCCCUCGCCUCCCUUCGGCGUCCCCCGUGGUUCUCCUGGAGCCCCUUCCCUCCCCGUCUCUUCCCCGCUGCCGUAUACCUUUCUUCUCACUCUGGACCAACCUUUGCCUUCUCAACCCUGCACACCCCUCACACCUGUUCCCACCCCAGCUUCUUCCCUGGGAGUGUUCACCGUGCAGGUAGAGACUAGGAAUUCAGAAGACACGGGGUGUCACAUGCCCCUCCUCUCUGGAGACCCCAGCCCCUGGGAUUCUCCACCCCCGGCUUGGAGACUGCACUUCCUUCUUGAACUAGCCAUCUAGACUCUCCUAGGACUUUGCCCGGGAGAGCCACUACUGGGGGGUGGCUUCCUUUGAACACCACCCUCUUUCAGAAAGCACCUCUGCAUUUGGAUGGUUAAACACCAAGAGCAAAAGUCGUGCGCUUCCCUCCCACCUAUCAUCCUUCUGAAAAGGCAGCCAGCUUCUGGGCUUCAUCGCAGAAGUGCCUGGCACUACAAGAGUAAAGGCUGAAAAUCUGGGUCACAUCUGAGGAAGACCUCAGACACGGAGUGCAAGAUGUGGCCUGCUCUACUGCUGUCCCAACUCCUCCCUCUCUGGCCACUGCUGUUGCUACCCCUCCCACUGCCUGUUCAGGGCUCCUCCCCUCGAUCCCCACCAGCCCCUGCCCGUCCCCCCUGCGUGCGGGGUGGCCCCUCAGCCCCUCGCCAUGUGUGUGUUUGGGAGCGGGCUCCUCCACCAAGCCGAUCCCCGCGGGUCCCAAGAUCACGUCGGCAAGUUCUGCCCGGCACUGCACCUCCGGCCACCCCAUCGGGCUUUGAGGAAGGGCCUCCCUCAUCUCAAUAUCCCUGGGCUAUUGUGUGGGGUCCCACAGUAUCUCGGGAGGAUGGAGGGGACCCCAACUCUGUCAAUCCUGGAUUUCUGCCCCUGGACUAUGGCUUUGCAGCCCCACAUGGGCUGGCCACCCCACACCCCAACUCAGACUCCAUGCGGGAUGAUGGAGAUGGACUCAUCCUUGGGGAAACACCUGCUACCUUGAGGCCCUUCCUCUUUGGAGGACGUGGAGAAGGUGUGGACCCUCAACUUUACGUUACCAUCACCAUAUCCAUCAUCAUUGUUCUGGUGGCUACUGGCAUCAUCUUCAAGUUCUGCUGGGACCGCAGCCAGAAGCGGCGCAGGCCCUCAGGGCAGCAAGGUGCCCUGAGGCAGGAGGAGAGCCAGCAACCACUGACAGACCUGUCCCCUGCUGGAGUCACUGUGCUGGGGGCCUUCGGGGACUCACCUACCCCCACCCCUGACCACGAGGAGCCCCGAGGGGGACCCCGGCCUGGGAUGCCCCAGUCCAAGGGGGCUCCAGCCUUCCAGUUGAACCGGAUUCCCCUGGUGAAUCUGUGAUGCCCCCCCAUGUUGGGGUGCUGCCAAGCAGGAGGCCAAGUGGCCAGCAUAGCCACCAUCCACUGAGGGUGGGGCCACCGUGGGGAACUGGGACCGUGGUGGGGGCUCCCGGCCCCUGCCCUUGCACACCACCUGGAGCCCUCACUGACCCCACGGGCAAAUGUUUGCCUCCAGUGGUGGGGGCUUCCCACACUUGUGACUUUGGGUCCCCAUCCCCACCCUUGCACAUUCACACAAAAGCCUUGCACAGCCACCUCCACCCUCACAGGUCACAGCACACACUCACGCUCGCCAUGCUGCUCUGCUCCGUGUCCCCGUCGCGUCUGCUCCGCUGGCUCCUAGCUCGCUCCCUCUUGUUGCACAUGCCCUGCCCCCUCUGCGUUCUGUGCCCACCUCAGACCGGGCUGUGCGUUUCUGGCCGGGUACAUGUGCACUCACUCUGCCUCAGCACCACUGGUCUAGUUCCUGUGGCCCUUGCAUGCUGCCCUAGAGGUGGGUGGGAGUGAGCUAGGGGCUCCUUGUGCCAUCUGCCAUGGCCGCAUCUCAUUCCAUGUCUUGUUUCACUGUCCUUCCAUCCCAUUCCAAGGGCACUGGCAUUACUCUGAGGGCUCCCCCACAGGUAUGGGGGUAGUGAGCCUCAACUGCUAAAUCCUGUCAUCCACCUGAAAGAUGAGUUUGGGGGAGCCACCUGCUGCACUACAUAAGAAGGGACUCCCAUGUCCUCCCUUCCCUCCCAAGUCCUUGUCUUGUCUGUCUGUCCUGGCUGUCUGUGUGUAUGUGUCUCUAUGGAAUUCAGAGCCCCCUGAACAGGCCCUCCUCUCCCCACCCUUCCCUAAGGCCUCCCUAAUUGUACUUAGGCUGCCAGGGACUGAAGCCAACUGGUUCAAGGCCAUUGGAAGCUCGGCCUCCACAUCACCCCUCUUCCCGGGUCCCCUCAUGUCCCCUUCUUCCCCUUCCUGCCUCUCACCCUUUCCUCUCCUCAGGCCCUCUUUCUUGUUGGUUUUCCACCUUCCUUCUUCCUCUAACCUGGCUCCUAUGCUGUGAUAUAUAUUUUUGUAUUAUCUCUUUCUUCUUGUGGUGAUAAUCUUGUGGGAUGUAAGUUUCAAAAUUUUCAAAUAAAGUCUUUGCAAGAUAA